Neltuma alba is the source of this 981-nucleotide messenger RNA. RefSeq lists its product as uncharacterized. Gene Ontology annotation, molecular function: catalytic activity. The coding region runs from base 1 to 981 and encodes 326 amino acids. The transcript has a single exon. Lineage: Eukaryota; Viridiplantae; Streptophyta; Magnoliopsida; Fabales; Fabaceae. The record is from RefSeq and is a predicted model, not a curated record.
AUGAUAUGGAAUUCUCGGGGUACAGGUGCGAAGACUUUUCCCAGCCUAGUACAAGAAUUAAAAAAACACUUGUGUUUGGAUUUUGUAGCCAUAGUUGAGACUCGGUCGAAUAAACAAAAUACAGAAAAAAGAAUAGGAAGUCUUGGGUUUCAAGAUUUUGCAUUUAUUGAAGCUGAAGGUUUUAGUGGUGGUAUUUGGUGCCUAUGGAAUGGGGGUGUUCGUAAAGUGGAAGUUGUAGGACGUCAUCAUCAAUUUAUGCAUUUAUCUAUUAACACUGCUAGAUUUGAGCGAUGGUACUUCACUGUGAUCCAUGCUAGCCCUCAUCUAGUGGCAAGACGUAGUUUAUGGAAGGAGCUCCUUCGCAUAGAACGUGGUAUGCAUGACCCUUGUGUAUUAGGGGGUGAUUUUAAUGCUACUUUGUACACUGCGGAAAGAUGUACCACCGCUGAACAUGGGAUCUCUAUUAAUAGAGACUUCUGUAACUGGUUUGAAGAGUCUUGCACGUCAGAUAUUGGCUUUAGGGGACCUUAUUUUACGUGGAAGAGAAACAAUUCUGAAGCACGAUUGGACCGCUUCUUAGCAAAUGAUGAGUGGUGCAGGCUUUUCCCCAAUGCGAGAGUUUCUCAUCUACCUUUUUAUAAAUCAUAUCACCGUCCCAUUCUCCUACAACUUGAUCAUCAUGUUGAAGUCCCUCGUCGGCCGUUCCGCUUUAUCGGAGCUUGGGUUCUACAUGAAGACUUUAACAAUUUUGUCGUUCAUAAUUGGAAUAAUGAGCUGCGGUGGAGCCAUAAUUUGACCCAAUUUACUUCAGCCUGUCAUAAUUGGAAUAAGAAAGUUUUUGGACACAUUGAAGGCAAAAAGAAGAAGCUGUUAAGACGCAUGGACGGGGUGAAUAGAGCCAUUGAAAGAGGGUGGAAUGUGAGUUAUUAUGAAGAUUUACAGACUGAGAUAUGGAAGGAACUUGAAGAUGUCUUAGCAUAG